Rhipicephalus sanguineus (brown dog tick) is the source of this 1191-nucleotide messenger RNA. It is a transcript of the gene pcm, whose product is annotated as 5'-3' exoribonuclease 1-like. NCBI's taxonomy places the organism in Eukaryota, Metazoa, Arthropoda, Arachnida, Ixodida, Ixodidae. Gene Ontology annotation, biological process: nuclear-transcribed mRNA catabolic process; rRNA catabolic process. Gene Ontology annotation, molecular function: 5'-3' RNA exonuclease activity; RNA binding. The record is from RefSeq and is a predicted model, not a curated record. Gene Ontology annotation, cellular component: nucleus.
GCAGUAACUAAGCAUUUGUCCGUUCUUCGUUUCAGCGCAAUUGUAAAUUCUUGCACAAGCGAUUUAUUGGCUUUAUGAGUGAAUAAAAUCCCGAGCUAAACAAACCGCGCGUAAGAAUGGGGGUGCCGAAGUUCUACCGAUGGAUAAGCGAACGGUAUCCUUGCCUGAGCUCCGCUGUCAAGGAAUAUCAGAUUCCAGAGUUCGACAACCUGUACCUGGACAUGAACGGAAUCAUCCACGUCUGCUCUCACCCCAACGACGAUGACCCGCACUUUCGCAUUACGGAAGAAAAAAUUUUCUUGGAUAUCUUCAAUUACAUAGAUUUCCUGUUUCGGAUGAUCAAGCCCAAAAAGACAUUCUUCAUGGCCGUCGAUGGCGUUGCCCCAAGGGCCAAAAUGAACCAGCAGAGAGGCCGGAGAUUCAAGUCUGCAAAGGAGGCCCAGGCACAAGAGAAAGAGGCACGCGAUAGGGGGGAGGUCCUGCCAACUGAAGAGAGGUUCGAUUCCAACUGCAUCUCACCGGGCACCGAAUUCAUGGCACGACUGCAGGAUCAGCUGCAGCAGUUUGUGGCCACAAAGGUCUCCACAGACCCACUGUGGCGAGGCGUCAAGGUUUACCUCUCGGGACACCAGACACCAGGUGAAGGGGAGCACAAGGUGAUGGAUUUUAUCCGGACCGAACGAUCCCAGCCUGGUUACGACCCAAACACAAGGCACUGUUUGUACGGGCUUGAUGCCGACUUGAUAAUGCUGGGCAUGUGUUCCCAUGAGCCACACUUUGCGCUGCUUCGGGAAGAGAUAGUGUACGGCAAGAGGCAGAAUCAAAAGAGGCUCAACGUUCCUGAAGAGAUCACUUUUCACCUUCUCCAUUUGUCACUGCUUCGAGAGUACUUGGAGCUCGAGUUCCAAGCCUUAAAGGAGACGAUCCCGUUCGAGUUCAAGAUGGACAACAUCAUAGACGACUGGGUGCUGAUGUGUUUCCUGGUGGGCAAUGACUUUCUUCCGCACCUACCCAAUCUCCACAUUGCCCACAACGCGCUGCCGGUUCUCUAUCAAGCCUACAUUGACGUGAUGCCGUCUCUGGGAGGUUGUUGAUGCCAAGCCGGAAAAUAAAGCUGGACGUAUCAUGGUCAAGUUUACAGUACAAUCUGAGCCAAGUUUGGAUGGCAUCAUCCGGAUGAAAGGAUGGUAG